CUUGGAUAGCUAAAAGCUCAGUAUCUAAAACUUUUUUUGGUCAAGUGUAAAGUUCAGUAUCCAAAAUUGAAGAACUGAAUUGUGGCGGUAGGGUAUAUUAAACUGUUAUAUAUUUCUAGCACAAGAAGUCAACUACACUUUGCUACUUGCUGGGAAGGUCUCUGGUUUCUAGUAAAUUGGUACAGCUACAUGCAAAUUGUUCCUUCUCACUCGGAUUCAACUCAGGACACAAGCCACCCAUGAUAAUGAGAAUGCUAACAUGCGGUGCAUAGAGAGGGAAAGGCAAGCACACUGCUGGCAUUCAAACAAGGCUUCGUUGAUAGCUAUGAUCAACUUUCUUCAUAGGAAAUAGAAGCCGGAAAUCAAGACUCUUGCAAAUGGCAGGGAAUCUUCUGUGACACCCAAACUGUCCAUGUUACCAAAUUUGAUCUCGGCGUGUACACUCAAUUUGAUCCCGGUUGCAAUAUCUAAAUCUCUUUGGUAAUAAUUACUGGUAUAACAUCUUAAUAUUUUAUUUAUUAUUGAAUUUAAAUUUGGGUGUUUCAAUUCAGAAUUUAAUAUUUUAUUCUCUUUGACAUCGUACUAGGGUGGUGUUAAGUUAGUUAGUUAGUAAAUAAUAUCUGGAGAACUAAUUAGGAAAUUCAACUCAUAUAUGCCAACUCUUCAUGUCAUCAUCUUCGGUUUUGUAUUAUUUUCUUGUUAGCACAGUAAGGUGAGAUAACAGCGACUUUUCAGGCUUAUCUCCAUUAUUAGCAUGAGUAGUUGACACUAUAAAGCAACUAGAGAUUGUGAUCAAUCAGCGGGAAUAGCUAUGAGGUAUUCCACUUGCUUUCAUACACAAGUCAAUUGGUUAUUGGUAUAUAUGAAAAAGAUGUGCACAGUAAUGGAGUUUGUUCUUCUUCUUUUUCGUUUUUGUGCUGCUGAGAGUGACACCUGCCAACUGGGAAUUAAGUUCAAUAAAGAAUUUUAGCCAAUGGAAUUGUUGUCUGUAUUUUUAAGACUAGAAUUGAAUAAUAGUGAGAUGCAUAAUGGCACAUGCAACACAUUCCCACUAUCACCAACCCCAUAUAUUCUCCACUAUAUCAGAAUCAGCCAAAAAAUCCACAUGCUGGUGGAUGUAGUCAUUUCCUAAAUCCUGACUAGCUAAUCCUCCUUGACUUUAUCUCCAAGCAAAGUAUACUGAAAAGCUUAUUAUUCUAACAGAAGCGGUUUGUUUUCUUGUAGUGUAGCCUUUAAAUAAUAUUGCUGUUUGAUAGCACGAUUCAGAUAAUAGAGGUUUUGUCCUGGAGGUAUGGCUGGUCCAUUGCAUUUUUGUUGAGCAUAUAUCUUCUACUUACAUGCGUAUUGCAAGUAAUUAUUGCACUGUUGACACUACCGUGUUGAGUCUGAAAAAUGUCCACCAAAAUGGUACUUCUUUUUGUGAUCUUCCUCAACAUCUAUGUCAGCUUGGCUUCUGAUCCGGAUCCGGUCCAAGACUUCUGCAUAGCCAACACAGCAGAAUCUGCAACCGCAAGCAAUGCCAUCCAAUGCAAGAAUUCAUCCCUUGCAACAGUAGAAGAUUUUGUAUAUUCUGGCAUCAAGUCUCCUGGAAAAUUUGGCCAAACAGGUCUUUCUGCCAUUUCAGUGAACUCAAAUGUCUUUCCAGGACUGAACACACUUGGAAUGUCAUUUGUCCGAGCUGAUUUUGAAGUUGGUGGUGUAAAUGUGCCUCAUUACCAUCCGAGGGCAACGGAGACAGCCUUUGUGCUUGAAGGAAAGAUUUAUUCCGGGUUUGUUGAUACGAAUAACAAGAUUUUCGCUAAAGUGAUCGAAAGGGGUGAGGUCAUGGUGUUUCCAAAAGGGUUAGUGCACUUCCAAAUGAAUGUUGGUGACACUCCAGCAACCAUAUUGGGGAGCUUCAACAGCCAAAAUCCUGGAUUGCAAAGAAUUCCCACUUCAAUUUUCGGAUCCGGGAUCAAAGAUGAGCUCUUGGAGAAGGCUUUUGGAUUGAGUUCUAAGGAGAUUGCCAAGUUGAAAAAGAAGCUUGGUCCCCAUUGACUGGGCUAGAGAACUGCAUUUUCAUUUUCCUAUUCGUAUGUAUUGAGUCUACAGACACUUUUUCAUGAGCAAAUAUAUAAAUCUGAAUUACUAUCUCAAUUUGGGUUCAUUUUGUUUAUUGUAUGUAAAGGAUUCCAUAUGCCAAUAAAUCCUUGGGAUAUAGGUUUUAUACUAUUCUAUUUGCA
Molecule: messenger RNA, 2222 nt
Organism: Rosa rugosa (rugosa rose)
Lineage: Eukaryota; Viridiplantae; Streptophyta; Magnoliopsida; Rosales; Rosaceae
Product: germin-like protein subfamily 3 member 2
Exons: 2
Coding region: 1393-2037 (214 amino acids)
Cellular component (GO): cell wall
Molecular function (GO): manganese ion binding
Source: RefSeq, a predicted model, not a curated record